AUGGAAGCAUAUUAUGCAAAUUGUGGCAACGAAUUAAGUGGUAUCGAAUAUGAGGAGGUUAUAUUGGAAAAAUCAAAAAGUUGUCCACGUUUGGGUUUAAAAUUAUAUUACGGUACUGCAAACGAGAAUGAUACCGAUGUAUUCAUUGGAGAGGUUGAAAGUGGAAGUGUAGCAGAUCGUGAUGGGCGUCUUAGGCCCGGUGAUCAAAUAUUACAG
Acanthocheilonema viteae is the source of this 216-nucleotide messenger RNA. The record is from the annotation of a GenBank genome assembly. NCBI's taxonomy places the organism in Eukaryota, Metazoa, Nematoda, Chromadorea, Rhabditida, Onchocercidae.